This is a messenger RNA of Rhincodon typus (whale shark), 5726 nucleotides long. Its product is annotated as endothelial cell-selective adhesion molecule. The record is from RefSeq and is a predicted model, not a curated record. Lineage: Eukaryota; Metazoa; Chordata; Chondrichthyes; Orectolobiformes; Rhincodontidae. Gene Ontology annotation, cellular component: plasma membrane; adherens junction. Gene Ontology annotation, biological process: homophilic cell-cell adhesion. The annotation marks the transcript as partial. The transcript is spliced from 4 exons. Gene Ontology annotation, molecular function: cell-cell adhesion mediator activity.
AUACCUUAUUCAGUUCCACCUUCCACUCCAAAAUGCACCAUCGCUGCUGGAAACCAAUAUGUUGGCAGCAAUGUGACCCUAAGAUGUCACUCAGCAGAAGGUAAACCUACACCCAAAUACACGUGGAAAUGGACAACUUCCAGGCCAGAGCCUGCUUUACCUCGUGGCUACUCUGUCAAAAAGGGAAACUUGACAUUGACCAACCUCAGCGAAACAAUGUCUGGAUUAUACACUUGCAAGUCCGAGAAUGAAAUAGGGAAUGCAUCGUGUUCGAUAAAGUUGGUUGUGAUAACCCCAAAUAAUGCUGGGAUCAUUGUUGGAGCCGUUGUUGGAGUGCUGUUAGGAAUAUGUCUGAUCAUUGCUCUUGUGAUUUGCUUCUGCAAGCAUCAAAGGAGGGAAGCAGAAAAAGAGGAAGAUCCAGCUAAUGAGAUAAAGGUGGAUGCACAAGCACCAACAGGAAAUACAUGGGCUAAGUCUGGGAGUUCUGAUAUCAUCUCCAAAAAUGGUACACUGUCAUCAGUGAAUAGCACCUUGCAUGUUUACAAACCGUAUCCUACUAAAGCACCAUCAGAUACUGCUUCGACCAUUACUGCAAUGGGUGUCAACGGCACUGGAAGUUACAAGCGCCCAAAUAAUGCCCGAAGAUCAGCGGAUAACGUUUCAAUAAGAAGCUCACCUGGGAAGCCAGCACCGGCUUAUGCAUCAUUCGUCAACACUCACUACUCUAGCCCCCCCACUGCAUGGCAGAAUGGAGUUCAGACACAGGCCCCUAGGCAGGUACCUGCAGUAUCCUCAAUGUCGUCAUCAAACCUUACUAGAAUGGGGGCUGUGCCAGUCAUGGUGCCAGCUCAGAACCAAGCAGGAUCACUGGUAUAGGAGCAAAUCUUUAAUCACCGGGGCAUAUAGAAAUCCUAUGGUAACAUUGAUGACCAAAGAGUAGGGCUUCAGAUGAGAGCAAUUUAUGCUGAAAUAUUACAAAUGUAGCAUUGGGUGUGAACAAUAUUCUGAAGUCCCGUCAUCAGUUUUGAACAUUAUUCAACUAGAAACUCGAGGGAACCUGAAAUAAGAAAUCUAGCCCAAACAUUGAAUGGAUGAGCAGACGGCCAGUUCUUUCCUGGUAUCUCAGUUGUAACUCAAACAAUACACUUGCUUGACACAAAAUAUUUUUAGAGGAGCAGUUCUAACUAAUUCCAGUUUAUCACAACUCUGUGCUUGUAAUCGCUGUCAAAAUGUAACUCGUAUUAAAGAACAUAAAUCUUCAGUUUUAGCUCUGCCCAUCCAAGCUUGUUGCACUCAUCAUUCCUCAAUGAAGUGGAUGCAGACUAGUUUUGUCCAGUAGAUAUGUGACUUCUGGUUUGUGUUACAAGAAUAGACAAUGUACCUUCUCAUCUAGUUAACUUUCUUUUGCUCCUCAUGAUUAUGUUCUCCUAGUUCAUGCAACAGUCAUCAAUGAAAGAAACCCAGGUGAUCAGCUUCUCACAAUCCCUUGCCAAUGCGUGUUCUGCUUUUGGAUAGUGCAAGUAAUUAACCUGGGAGAUGAUCCCUCCUUUGGUUUGUAUUUCCGUGAAUGUAGAAGAUCAAAGGUUGUUAUUGACUGAUUCAGUGAUACAUAUAGAGAGAAACUAUUUCUUUUGAUGGGAGAAUCAAAAACCAAGGGAUGAAAUCUUAGCGUUUCAGCCAAGAUAUUCAGCGACAAAAUGAGAAAGCUGUUUUUUCACCAAGGCUAAUGAAAAAUCUGCUACUGAAUUCCCCAAAAGGCUGUGGUGUGGAACUUUGAAGACUCAGGUCAAUAGGUUUCUCUUAGAUGAGGGUAUCAAGGGUUAAGAAGCUAAAAUGACGAACUGGAGUUGAGGCACAGAUUCGCCAUGAUCUAAUUGAAGGGCAGAGUACACUUGAUGGGCUGAAUGGCUUCUUACCAUUCCUUUGUUUGAUAGUUCUCUAUCAAUCUAUGGUAAACAGUGUUCCUGAAUUAUGGUAGCUCCAAACAGAAACAAAUGUGCGUUGGUGGAACUUGUUGCAAGAGAACUGGUAGAUCCUACUUUUAUCUUGCCUUGGUUUCUAACUGACUUGAUUCCAAAAUUUUCUGUCUACAGUUCAUUUUGCAUACUGAUGACAACAUUUCUUCUCCCUUCUUGUUUUCCCUUCAUCUGCAUAAAUCUUUAUAUCAGGUCUUAUGGUAGUCAUUAUAGCAGCAUAUUUCCUAUCGCUGCAUGGAAGGAAAUGAAGUGAUAAAAGAAAGGAAUUGGUUAAACUCCAUCAGGAAUGCCCCAAAAGAAAGAUACAGAAGAAACUAAAAAUGGAUGGGAGUGUAUACAAUAUUGCAGCAUUGUAAAAUUUAUUGAAGUUGUGGACAACAUUGAGUUAAAACACUCAGUCAACACACUCAGUCUGAUGCUAGUAUAUAGUAAGAAUAAACAGGCAGAAUGAAACCAGUGCAGGAGUGACUCACAAAUACAUCAUUAGAAGAUUGUUAAUGGAGAUGAUUAUUUGUAUAUUGUGAGUGCUUGUUCCUGCCUGUAAUACCACAAAUAUACAGUAAUGUUAUGACUAGCUGAGGGUAGUUCCCCUCUUUCAAACAUCCUUCAUUGGCCGAGAGAGGUUUAUAUUCUUUUAAGCACGAGACUAUACCUCUAUUCAAUUGAAAUGUGUUUAACUAAUCUCUGCAGUAGUAGUAAAAAAAAUUACAAAGUUUCCUUGAGUUUAAUGCAAAACAAGUUUAUUUCCUGUCAAUCUUGAGCAAAAUAAUAAAGGCAUGAUGUCAAACAUAUGUGCUGUCACUUCGGCCCUCACUUGUGCAGUGACAUGCACACAAACACUCUCCAUAUACACGCAAACAUCCUUAUACACGCAAACCACAACGCACACACGCCACCCCACGAACACACCAAAUAUGUGAAUGUACAGUUUAGAGCCUUUUGGAUGUCCUUCAUGCUUAAGAUUUUAACCUGAGGAUGUGAUUGUUUAGUUCUUGUUUUAGACCAUGACCAGUAGCAAAUUUGCAGUUAUCCUUUGAGUUCUCAAUGUUCUUAUGUUUCUUUUUAACAUGUAUUGUCACUGAACAUUUUUCUUUUUAAGAGACAGAGAGAGAGAAAGUUCCACAGCCUUUCAGUUCUGCAUCCUUAAUUUCAUAUGACCUAUGCCAAAAGCAGCAGCUUGAAAUAUCAGCUUGUGUGCAUAUUUCCAUGCCUGAGUCCAUUGUCUCCAAGCUAGAUAAUUGCAGGUGAUGCUUUCAUUACUUUAUAUGUGAACAUACUCAAAGGUGUCAUUCAAAAUAGGAAAUGAAGAUCUUUUCACUCUUCCCACAGGAAUGAACUUGCUGGUGUAGCAUUGCCUUUGGAUAAAAUGUUAAUUUCAAAUUAGCUGUCUGUUGUUUAAUUCACACUGAAACUUGGCCCACUUGUGGUCAGCUGAAGCCUGUAGCCAUUUUAAGUCAGUGCUUUUUGGUUCCUUUUUGUAACACCAUUUUAGACUAUGAAAGUCCCCAGUACUAAUUCAACGAUGAACUUCAGAACAAUGUGGUGCAAAUUGUAUAUCCUUGUGACAAUAUUCUCAUACAAAAGUGACACCAAUGGGAUGUGAGAAUACAAGAUGGCUCUUCAAUCCCUUUAAUUUGCUCCUUUCAGAACAUAAGCCCUAUCCUUCCACCAGAGUGUUUGACUGUUGCUUAACGGUUCAGUUUUAACCCUAACCAUUUGUCCUAAUGACCAUGUUCUCGCUGUUGGUCACUUGUUUCGUAAUGAAAUUCUUACAGAAUCUGCAGCAAAGAUUCCAAAAAAGCCUUGUACAAAUGGGGCUGGUGGUUCCUGUUAUUUUCUUUCUUGGACAAUCCAUUUUGACAGAUUCUAGGAAAGGGCAUAUCUGAUAGGAAUUUAAUUAAACUGUCAAUACCUUAUAACAAUUUAAUUGGCCAACAUGCUGUCCCUCUUUUUAGGCUGGAGUUAUCUAUGCAGACGUCUGGGUUUUAACUCAUUGAAUAAUUGAAUUCUUUAAAUUUACAUAUUCGAAAAAUGUCCUAAAAUUCUUAUUUAACUCUUUUAGCUUUCGAUCCCCAACCAGCUUCUGACAGGUUAAUGGGUAACUAGAGAAGAUUCCUGGAGGAUUUUGAUAUUUUAGCAAUAGGGCUAUUUCUGAAUGAAUGGCUCUAAGUGACCCAUCAGUAUAGGAUUUGAGGUGUAGGAUAGUGUUAAUGGACUAUUAUGGCUACUUCCCAGUCAGAAUUGACCAUGAAAAUGAAGCAGCUGUGAUCCACAGAUACAAACCCUGCAUCCUAUAAAAGACGUGAUGCCAAAGUAGCAUUCGCCUUUAUCAAAAGGAGCAUAGACUCUUGGAAACAACACUGAUCAUUCUGCCCUUCAUUUAGGAAGACAUCUAGGAGGGAAAACCUUCAUUCGAACAGGACCAGUUGGUGUACCACUGUGCUUUAUCUACUAGCACAUAGAGCAUUUCCAUUUCAAUUGCUAUUAUGAAACUUCUGACAUGCAUAUUGUUCUGAACAUCAGUAAGCAUUUGUGCCCAAGCUGAACAGUAGUUUAAAAAGCUCAUGCUUGAAUGUCUGAGAAUUGUAUUUAUAUUACAAGAGCAUUUCACAAUUCUGUUUUACUGUGUUGUCUUUAUAAUCUUAAUUGUCUUCAAAAUGAUAGCUUUUGGCCUGCAUCAGAAUUAAUCUUAUAAUUUCAUCAAGGGAGAGUUUAUUGGUCUAUUCCUGAACUAUCUCACAAUAUAGCAGAGAAUCAAAUUUAAACAACCAUGCUCAUUUUGGCAUAGAUUUUGCUUUUCAUUUGCUGAUGGAAAACAUUGAAGUUAAUGGAAAGGGGGUCUAAUAGGCCGUUAACCUAUAGCUGAUGGAAGAAUGUUACGUCAAGCUCCAUUCUGCCCUCUUAGCUGAAUGUAAAUGAUCCCAUAGUCAUUAUUGCGAAGAAUAGUGGAAGAGUUCUAGUCAACAUUUAUUACUCAUCACCAAACAGAUGAUCUGGUCAUUACCUCACCUCUGUUUUGUCAGAGUGUGUUAUAUACAAACUGACUGUCACUUAUCAUGCAUUACAACAGCAAUUAGAUUUCAAAGGGAUUCUACUCACUAUAAGGUGCUUUAGGACAUCCUGAGGUCAUGAAAGAUGAGAUAUAAAUGCAAGUCUUUCUUGGUGAUGAUAGGAUAAAAUCUAUCCCAUUGUUGUUAGAUUUUUAUAUUGUACUUACGAACAAAAGCAAGACAUUAUGGGUUAGAAAUUAGUCAGAAGCUAAUGUUUAGGAAACAGUCACAUCAGCUGCUUUUGCAGUUGGAACACUUAAGUGCUUUUGGAUUUGUCAACAAAUGCUGAUGUGAGGGAAUUGUUAAGUAGCUUGUGAGCCGAGUUGUAUCAUUAUGUGAAAUGUCAUUGGUAUACCAGUUUCUGGAAAUGGAGCAUUUAAUUAUAAAUAGCAAGACGACAUGAGAAGCUUGAAUGUCAAAUUUCUUUGAAGAAGGAUGUUAAAAAUCUUUUAAACACACCGUAUUAUGAUGUUGCUUUCUGAAUUAAAAGCUGUGUUUUCCAAACUGCUUAUUACUUUGCUUUUGAUACAUUUUAGAUCCAAUAGAAUAAACAAGAGGUUAGAAUAGCCCAAAGAUUUGGGCUCCCACAGCAUUCUGCUAUUUUCAAUUUUAGUAAUGAGUAUUUUUGAAAAAAAUGACAUAUUAUCAAAGCUUUUGGUCUCACAUUCAUCAGGACAAUUUGUAAGAAAACCAAUUUAAG